Penicillium lagena is the source of this 1296-nucleotide messenger RNA. RefSeq lists its product as uncharacterized. Gene Ontology annotation, molecular function: chitin binding; chitinase activity. Gene Ontology annotation, cellular component: extracellular region. The record is from RefSeq and is a predicted model, not a curated record. The transcript has 4 exons. Gene Ontology annotation, biological process: chitin catabolic process; carbohydrate metabolic process. Bases 1 to 1296 code for a protein of 431 amino acids. Lineage: Eukaryota; Fungi; Ascomycota; Eurotiomycetes; Eurotiales; Aspergillaceae.
AUGUUGAAGCAGCUUGCUCUCGGCCUACUGGCCGCUCACUGCGCGGCUGGUGCACGCUUUGCCAUGUACAUUGACCAAUACCAUACGGUUGACCUUCCAGGAUCCAACCAGACAAAGGACAUUGACCAUGCAAUCAUGGCCUUUGCCAAAACGACGCUCUUUACCCAGGGCUCGGCGCCUUCGUUCCAGCCCUUUGAGCCGGUUGACACUAUGCGCAAGCGCUUUGGUCCCGACACUAAGGUGAUGAUUGCCAUUGGCGGCUGGGGGGACACGGAGGGAUUCUCGCAAGGAGCCAAGGAUGACGCGUCGCGAGAGCAGUUCGCGAAGAACGUGGCGUCGAUGCUGGACUCCAAUGGCUUUGACGGCGUUGAUAUCGACUGGGAGUAUCCGGGCGGUAAUGGACAGGACUACAAGCAAAACCCGAACUCGAAGAAGACGGACGAGAUCGAGACCUACCCCAAGUUCCUGGCUGCGGUCAAGAAGGCCAUUGGUAACAAGACGCUGUCCGUCGCCGUGCCAGGCCGCAAGGUCGACAUGAUUGCCUUCACCAAGGAGCAGGGACCCAAGAUCUGGGACUCUGUCGACAUGGUCAACGUUAUGAGCUAUGACCUGAUUAACCGCCGUGACAACGUCACCGGCUUUGCCAGCAGCGUCGAGGGAUCUCUGGAGGUUAUCCAGAGCUACUUGGAUAUUGGACUUGACCCAAAAAAGAUCAACCUGGGCUUCGCUUACUAUGCCAAGUGGUUCACUACCGAUAAAGAUUCGGACUGUGACAAGGAGCCUAUUGGCUGCAAAAUGGUCAAGCUUGAGAACGACGACGGAAGCGACAAUGGCAAAUCUGGCGUGCUUACUUUUGAGAAGAGCUCUAUGUCAGCGCCGCCCAAGGACCUGAAGACCAGCACUGAUGGCAAGUGCGGUUUCUCUUCGUCUAGCAAGUGCCCCGAUGGACAAUGCUGCAGCCAGUAUGGCAACUGUGGUUCCGGUGACGACUUCUGCCAGGCGGGAUGUCUUUCCGACUACGGCACCUGCAAGGGCAUCUCGAUCACCGACUCGUGGCGCCGCGCCCAGAAAGACGGCAAGACGGACGAUAAGGAGGGCGGCCAGUACUACUAUGACGACAAAGUCAACAUAUUCUGGACCUGGGACACUCCCGACCUGAUCGCGCAGAAAUACCAGAAGAUCGUGGAGGCGAAGAAGUUGGGCGGCGUCAUGGCUUGGAGUCUCGGCGAGGAUACCCUCAAGUUCGCGCAUCUGGAUGCCAUGCAGCAGGGUAUCCAGCAGGUUACUGCCUCGUGA